UUCAUUAACUUUCAUUAACUAGGGCAUCGCCCCCAGCUUAGCUGCAGGGUUUGCAGCUGGGGGUUUCCUUCCUCCCAGCGAUGCCUGUCCUAGCUGCUGCCGGCAGUCACCAGUCACGAGCGGCUGCUGGAGGGAGCUGACAGCAAUGGCAUUUCUCUCCAUCGCAGCCGACAGCAGCCGUCUCUAAAGUGAAGGAGAGAGUGGCGUUUUCAACCGGCAAGCGGGGAGCUGCCCUCCAGGUUCUGACAUCAGCUGGAAAUAAAUCUCUCAAGAUUGAGUCUUUUUGAGUAAAGAGAAGAUAAGAUGGCGUCAAUGUUGCUCAGUCGACAGCUGACCUGUUGCCUGCAGCAAAACUCCAGACUGCUUGUGUUUGGACACAGAUAUAUCAGUCAAGCUGCAGCUAAAAUUGAUGUGGAUUUUGAUUAUGAUGGACCUUUGAUGAAGACAGAAGUUCCAGGACCACGAUCUAGAGAAUUAAUGAAGCAGCUGAAUGGCAUUCAGAAUGCAGAAGCUGUACACUUCUUUUGCAACUAUGAAGAGAGCAGAGGCAACUACCUAGUAGAUGUAGAUGGCAAUCGCAUGCUGGAUCUCUACUCCCAGAUUUCAUCCAUUCCAAUAGGUUACAGCCAUCCCUCUCUGAUAAAGCUUCUACAGCAGCCACAGAACUUGAGCACCUUUAUCAACAGACCUGCCCUAGGGAUUUUACCUCCAGAGAACUUUGCAGAAAGACUGAAAGAAUCUCUGUUAUCAGUGGCUCCUAAGGGCCUGUCUCAGGUGGUGACCAUGUCUUGUGGAUCCUGCUCUAAUGAAAAUGCCUUUAAAGCAAUAUUUAUAUGGUACAGAAACAAGGAGAGGGGCCACAAUAAUGUCACAAAAGAGGAGCUGGAAUCUUGCAUGAUUAACCAGCCCCCCGGCUGCCCCGACUACGCCAUGCUCUCCUUCAUGGGCGGCUUCCACGGGAGGACCAUGGGUUGCUUAGCUACAACUCACUCUAAAGCAAUUCACAAACUGGACAUUCCAUCACUGGACUGGCCUAUUGCUCCCUUUCCAAGGCUAAAGUACCCUCUGGAAGACUUUGUGAAGGAGAAUCAACAGGAAGAAGCCCGUUGUUUAGAGGAGGUGGAAGACCUGAUUGUAAAGUACAGGAAAAAGAAGAAGAUUGUGGCUGGAAUCAUUGUGGAACCAAUACAGUCAGAGGGUGGGGACAAUCAUGCUUCAGAUGACUUCUUCAGAAAGCUACGAGAUAUUGCCAGAAAGCACGGCUGUGCCUUCCUGGUGGACGAGGUGCAGACGGGAGGUGGCUGCACAGGAAAGUUCUGGGCACAUGAACACUGGGGCCUGGAUGACCCAGCUGAUGUGGUGACGUUCAGUAAGAAGAUGAUGACAGGAGGAUUCUUCCACAAAGAGGAGUUCAGGCCAAAUGCUCCCUAUCGGAUCUUUAACACCUGGCUUGGAGAUCCAUCCAAGAACCUCAUGCUUGCUGAGGUCAUUAAGGUUAUUAAAAGAGAAGACCUUCUAAACAAUGCAACCCACGCUGGGAAAGCCCUGCUGACUGGGCUGCUGGAUCUACAGGCUCGUUACCCCCAUCUGAUCAGCAGAGUGAGAGGAAGAGGAACAUUCUGUUCGUUUGACACUCCAAAUGAUGCAACUAGAAACAAGUUAAUCACAAUAGCCAGAAACAAAGGGGUCGUGCUGGGAGGCUGCGGCGACAGAUCCAUUCGCUUCCGUCCAACGCUGAUCUUCAAGGAUCACCACGCACACCUCUUCCUCAACAUUUUCAGUGACAUCUUAGCAAAUUUCAAGUAAACAGCAGUCCCCUCGCACUGAAGUUAGUCUGCAUUAAUUCAUGUCUUCUCUACUUACAAGAUAAGUGUAAAGUCAUAAACUAAGGUUUGUGUUCUCAACCCAGGCAGAGCAUUGGCACUGGUCACCAGCAGGUAGGUGCAGCUGUCCCACACUGUUGAGUUGGUAGAAGCUGUGGCACUCCAUCUUCUGGCUUGGGUCACACUGAUUACAGAGUCCCCUCUACAUUCAUGGCCAUGACUACCUGAUUGUCUAAUAUGGCCCAGUACAGCCCCUUUCCAGAGGUAACCCCAGCAGAUGCACUCUCGUGCCCGGCAGCAGCAGCCCGUACAAUGCAGCGCGUGAAGCUACACGCCUGCCAGUCAGAAAGUGCCAUUCCCUGCUGGCAGCUGGUACCCAGUGGGUGUUCCAGGGAGAGCUCUGCUUCCCACCACUGCCAGGACAAGCGCUUUACACAGCGAUUCCCAGCGCUGCUCCCUUGGGCAGGGCCAUCUGCCCCAGCAGCUGGAGCAGGGGCCAGCGGCUGCUCCGGGCCUGGCCCCACCUGCAGCACUGGAAGGAACUGAAGGUCUGGUCCUUCUUUCCUCAGCCUGGAGAUUAAAACUCUUGACUUCUUCUACAAUCAGACCUAUACAGAUAAAACUAUACCCUUAAGUAUGUGAUUUGACAAAGCUUAGAAAAACAUGUGAAGCACAUUACUUCCACCUCUGUCCGCAAUCUAGACUGGUCUGAGAUCAUGUUGCCAUCUGCCAUAGCCAUGGAUUUCUCUUCUACAAGCUCUAGGUGAAUACUUGAGGUGUUUUGUAAACUACAGGAUUGCUUGAUCCUAGCCAUUACCUGAUAUCAGAGCCACUACAGUGAAGGCAGAGUCCUAAUUGCACAUUUACAAUGCAAAGUAAUUCUAUUUUUGUUCUGAUAGUUUAUUCGAAGUCACUGAUACUUCAGAGACCUUCUAGAAAGCCACAUGAUCGGAAAGAGUCAACAGUUCAUUAAUUUGUUUCUCUUCAGAGGUGUUUUGGAUGUCUCUCUGUGUACUCUUUACUGUUUGCUUGAACUAGGUCUGGUGCCUUUUUUCCCUCUCAGCUAGCAAGCACUUGGAUUUUGCUUACUGAGCUGAACUUUGUGUUGUGCACCAAAAAAACAGGGACCAUGGUGGGCUUUACAGUUGCCCAGUUAGGAUCUGACCACAAUUUUUAAGUACCUGAUGUGAGAGAGCAGCUAAGAUUCACACCUUGAAUACACUUGCCAAAAUGUGAAAGGUUUCUUACCUGCUUUGAGAAGUGGUUUUCCCAUUGGGUUUCUUGAGUGCUGGUACUGGUAAACUCAAGCACACUCACUAGCUUCAAAAUAAAGGGGUUUCUGUCAAGCUCUCUGCAGAAACCCCAGUUCUGGGACCAGCUGGUCAGAACCUGAGCGGGUUUUUGAGCAGACGUUGCAGAAGUCUGGGGGAAGGACUAAUAAACUGGUGUUAACAAAAGCUCAUUGUCACUGCUGUCCUCGUAAGCAUGUUGUCAGCAAGGGGAAGGUCAGACCGAGAACUGUGUUUGACAGCAUCUUGGGAACUGGUUUAUUCAACAUAUCAGUGCAGUAGCAGUAGUAAAUGUCUCUAGCAAGUCUCUAGCUUUUACAGAAGCGAAGGUCCAGUACUUUGAAGUCUUACCACAUCUUCACUUUUGUUAUGGAUACUCUAGGUGUUUUUAUAAUUUUUACUGACACUCAGUAACUGUCUAAUUGUGUCCAACACCUUGAUGAAACCACGUUAGAGGGUAACAUAGGAAGCACUGCAGCUGAAGCAUAUGAAGUUAAUAUUGUUUACAGCAUACUGUGGACAGUGCCAAAUAAAUGUCUGAACAAAUAGCUAACUACACUUCAUGGUGUAACUAGUAACUGUGCACAGAUUCAUAACAAAUGACAUCUCACCUGUAAUCAGUAUUCUUAAAUAAAAUAUUUAUAAUUGAA
Messenger RNA from Colius striatus (speckled mousebird), 3762 nucleotides. It is a transcript of the gene ABAT, whose product is annotated as 4-aminobutyrate aminotransferase. The record is from RefSeq and is a predicted model, not a curated record. The transcript is spliced from 16 exons. The coding region runs from base 304 to 1806 and encodes 500 amino acids. NCBI's taxonomy places the organism in Eukaryota, Metazoa, Chordata, Aves, Coliiformes, Coliidae. Gene Ontology annotation, biological process: GABA catabolic process. Gene Ontology annotation, cellular component: mitochondrion. Gene Ontology annotation, molecular function: pyridoxal phosphate binding.